Molecule: messenger RNA, 993 nt
Organism: Fraxinus pennsylvanica
Lineage: Eukaryota; Viridiplantae; Streptophyta; Magnoliopsida; Lamiales; Oleaceae
Source: the annotation of a GenBank genome assembly
AUGGCACUGCUUCCAUCGAGGGGAGUGGUGAUUUCAGUCCCAGUUCUCGUACUAUCUGUUGCUACCGCCACAAUUUUCCUAUUCUUCCUCCUCUCCUCCCUAUCUUUCUCCCCUCCGCCGUGUACUUGCCCUAUUCCCCCCUCCUCCUCCACCCGCACCGGUAGCUCCGCCGCCGACAGUAAUAAUGUAAGAUUUGGAGAUCGGAUCUCGGCUUCAGCAGAAGAUAUAGAAUGGGUGAAGAGUCAGAUCGAAGCCAAUGGGUUGCAUAUGCAACUGAAUGUGCUGCGUAAAGGCAUUAAUCCUCGCACUCGACAACAGCAGCUGCAAGAUCUCCAGCAGUUUAAAGGCAUAUCACACUACGAAGGAGAAGAAGCUAACAACCACACUGCUCUGCCUUGUCCAGGUGAACUACUUGUAGAAGAACACCAUAGCAAUUAUGGAGAGCCCUGGGCAGGGGGACGAGAUGUAUUUGAGUUUCUUGCAGAGUCUGCCCAUCUAACACCGAAUUCAAAAGUUCUUGAGAUUGGAUGUGGCACACUGCGUGUUGGCUUGCAUUUUAUACGAUACUUGAACCCAGAGCAUUUCCAUUGUUUAGAGAGAGAUGAGCUAUCUCUGAUGGCUGCACUUAGGUACGAGCUGCCAUCCCAAGGCUUGUUGUACAAGCGCCCUCUGAUUGUAAAAGGUGAAGAUAUGAAUUUUAGUAAGUUUGGAGAUAGAUCCAUAUACAGUUUGAUAUAUGCAAGUGCUGUGUUUCUUCAUAUGCCCGACAAGCUUGUUUGGAUUGGAUUAGAGAAGUUAGCAGGCAGACUGAAACCUUUAGAAGGUCGGAUUUUUGUUUCACAUAAUAUAAAGUUUUGUUCACGGUUGGGAGGAGAAGAAUGCACGAAAAGGCUAAAUCAUCUAGGGCUUGAAUAUCUUAAAAAGCACACGCAUGAUAGUUUGCUUUUCAACCACUAUGAGAUCUGGUUUGAGUUCAGGCGAUUCAAGGCUUAA